AGAGAUUUUUAUUUCAGCAGCGCAAAUCGUCAAGGCGGGUUGGUUUUGUUGUGGAGUGUGUGAAAUCGUAAUAAAUUACAAACGAAAAAUAAAUUAAUGUUAGUAUUGCAAUUUGUUACUAAAUAAGAUAGUGACCUUACAAUAUUUACCGGAGUUUCCUGAAGAAAAAGCUUUUGCUGUAUUUAUCGAUUUGCCGCGAGCGUGUCGCCGAGGCCGGUGCUAAGAUGGGCGUGCCACACAUCACCUCGUUCUGCUGGUGCAUGGGACUCGAGGUCGGAGCCAAGUGCGUCGGCUUCAUACACCUGCUGGUGUCGUUGAUCCUGAUGAUCCUGUGCUCCGUGUUCGCGGAGAACGUGCGCGGGUUCGUGGGCACGGCGGAGGACGCGGGCGACGCGCUGUACGCCACGUGGUACAAGAUCGCCGUCGCCACCGCCGUCGUCACCGUCGUGCAUGUGCUGCUCGCGCUCACGCUGCUCUUCUCUGUCUUCAAGCGCAAGUCGUGCGGUAUCCGCGUGUGGGUGUGGGUGAUGUCGGUGCUGUGCGUGGCGGCGCUGCUGUGCAUCGUCGUGCUGGUGGCCAUGCACGGGCUCUCCGGCUCCGGGUCCGACAUCUUCCUCUCCUUCCUCGAGGGACUCGUCUUCUUCGGCGUGAUGGCCUACUGCAUCCUGUGCGUGAACAGCUACUACCUGAUGUUGAAGAGUGCGGAGGACAUGGAGGGCCCUCACAAGUCCGUCUACUAACCGCCUACACACAGCACUCCGAGUGGAAGACAUCGGUAAUCACGAUACGUACUUAUUUCGUUUAUGAACAUCACCUCACAACACAAAGCAGAUAUAAUUGAUUUGUUGAAAUGACUUGAUCAAAGGAGAACAAAUUAUGAACCCACUGAUCGGGAUGUAUUUAAAAUUAAUACACGAACAGGUUAGCUACUUGUGCUACACUGUUAGAAUGAAUUCUUAAAGUUAUGGUGCCUAAAAUAAUAAAUGCUUAUUAGCUACCUAAGCCUUAAAAUAUGAAAGAGAAAAAGAUCCAAAUCUCGAAAUCGUAAGGAUUUUUAUUAUACACACAUUUGAUAUCUGUGUUUUGAGAUAACAAUGCAUGCAUACAGACAAUGAAUGUUGCAUGUUGUGUUGGUCGUUGAAUUAAUUUUACUUGGAAAUGAAAUACCAAGUAAAUAUUUAUGUAGCUUUAUUUUAUAGCUUAAGGCUACUUAAAAAAGUACGAGUUUUAAGAACCAAUGAUAAACGAAUAAAAAGAGCAUUUGAAACAAUUUUCUUAUACAUAAUAAAAACAAAUGGUACUAAAUAUUAAUUUGAAUAGAAUCGUGGUACAUGAGGAAAUGUUUUGUUACGUACAAAUAUAAUAUAGUGACAGUAGAUGGAUAUAUUUGUCUGUUUAUUGUAGUAGUUGAUGUCUAGUGUUGAAGUACCCUGUUGCACGGUAUACACAUAAUAUACUCGAAAUCUUAUUUAAAAACUAUCGUGAGACAUACUUAAUUAAUGUUAUGAUAUAAGGCCUAUUCAAGUAAGUAUUCGAGGGUGCCCGACCAAUUUCAAGUCACGAUCGGGGCUCAUAAUGGCCUAGGACAUAGAAGAUGUUACUUUAUGAUUAUGAUAAAGCUUUGUAUUAUAAUUAGACGUAAUGUUCUUUCAGUACAUAUUUAGUAGACAUUACAAUGUGUUCGCGCACAGCUUCUGCAGUGAUGUCAUCGCGUCUGCACGCGCAGUGUUCCGAAAUACCAGACAAGGUUACUCGGCUCGAAUGGAAGCCAUUUGUAUUGCUUUCGUUACACAUUUAUCUUAUCUCACUGGCUACCUAAUUGGUAGCAAGCAUUUGUUAAAGCGAAGCAAAAAUAUUUAGUAUACUAUAUUAUCAGUAGUGGCAUGAAGUCGGGAAUCGUAUAUUAUAAUUGUAGCAAUAGAUCGCUAUUAUGCAUGCAUUUCUUACACCUCUGUUUACCCCUUCAGGGAAUAAAAGGUGUGAUUAUAGCCAACUUAUUUAUUUAUUAUUAAUGUACAAACAUACAAAUAUUCUUAUUGGAAUUUCUUCCUUGGAUCUUACACAAUAGGUAGUUCAUUUACAUUUUAACGAAUACUUCUUUUCUACUAAGACGAUUGCAUUUACUGCGUGCAACAGGGCUUAGAUAUAAGUGCAACAUUUUAUAAAUGUGUUUUAAUGCUUAGUUAUUCUACUGUAGCGCCUGGCGGGCUAUUAUAACUAGAGUUUAUUUAAUAAUACAAUGUUUUAAAUAUUAUGGUUUAUACAAUUGGAAAUGAAUCUUAGAAAAUUCUAAAUAUGAUAUUGAUUGAUACUGUGUAAUGAAUUGUAUUCCAAAUUACGCGGACGAAUCCGUAAGCAUUUCUAGUCAAAUGUUUGGAAAAACUUAAUCUUGAACAAUCAUGUUGUUAGAUUUAAUAAAUGAAAUAGCAACUUUUACAAUCGGGAGCAAAGAAACAGAGCCACUUUUACUUUUUCAUUUCUUGAUAAAUAUUUUGUGAAACAAGUAUUUUAUUAAUUGAUAACGUAUGUCGUAAGAAAGGUAAUUUAAUUACCUUUCAAAUGAGAGUAUUUCUUUAGAAAACUAAUAUUUUGUUUUACGCCAUAGUCAUUCUAUAAAAUAAUAAAUACGCUAGUGGUACCCUUUCUUUACUUCCAAGUGUAAUAAUUUGAAUAGUAGCUGGCUCGGAUAGUAGUGCUGUUUAUAGUCGUUCGGGGUAAAAUUGGCCCUACAGUGUAACAUAUGCUUACAUUGUACGUGUUUUUGAUAGAUUAAUUUGGCUUUAAUGUAUGUUUCUGAACACUACACGAAGUUUAUCCCUAUCACCAGAGACGAAGGUAUGACUUUAUGUAUGUAUGAUCCAAUGUUACAUCACAUGUUACAAUAAGUAUUGGUCCAAUUUGACCCCCAAUAAGCUGAAUUCCAUAAUUAUGUUUAUCCUUAAUGCCGAGUUAAUGCGAAUAAUGUUGUAGAAGUAUAUUGAUAUAAUAAUUAUGUAUUUGAUGUGGAGACUGGAACGUGACUUAUGUAAUCAGUUGAUGAGGAAAACCAAAAUAUAGGAGUUAAAUGAAACUUCCUUAUUACUUUAACUAAAAAUUUAUGUAUCACUUCUGAACACAUUUUGAGGUGUAAUUCAAAUAAUGGAAAAACAUAACUUAGAUAAUAGCUAAAUGAUUACUUAUGUCGCGUUUCUACGUGUGAGUGUAACUAAGUGAGGGCUAUACCUCCGCGCCAAUACCUCUGCUGAGGACAUCACUACAAGUGCUCCUUACGACUUGCCUCAACUUUUUGAUAUAUUUACAUUAAUUAACCAAGUACCUUAUUGAAAUGAAAUAUUGUCGAUUACGAACAACUUCGAAUGAAAAAAUAUUCCUAUUCAAAUUGAGAAAUAUAGAAAAGUAUUUAUAAUAAAAAUAUAUUUACUAUUGUUUUAAAUAAAAUCGUCCGAAAAUGUGUCUUACAAAUAUAAUGUCAAAAGAAUUCUAUGAUAAAGUUGAUACAUUAGUUAAAAUAAACAAUUAUGUAUUUUUAACUAUAAAUAAACGUUCUCAAUCUUUUUGUCCACGUGUGCCAAUAGAUGUCGCUCAAAUCGACAGGGACCUAGCGACUUUAUACAGAAUUUUAGUGUAUUUUUUAGAGUUGAUACAUGUUUUAACACAUUUUGUAGUCAAUACCUCUACUGAGAUGGUAAUUGCCAGUUCAAUUAGUCGAAUCUUGGUCAGAAGUGGCUCUUAUUAUACCGAAUAUAGCUCGUUAAGUGUCCUAAUAUUUUUGUUGAAUUUUUAACUGUCUUACAUGGUAACAAAGUUGAAAAUCUUAUAAAAAGAGUUGUCAUAAUAAAUAAUGAACAAGAGAAUACAAGUGUAGUAUGUCUAUGAAUGUUGAAUAUGUUGUUAACAGCUGUAUAAUGUAACCAGAGUGGGAUCGUUCCCGAUAAGUGUACUUAUAAGUGUAGUCGAUAAGGAUUUUUGUAUAAUUUUUUCGCCAGCUGUAUUUAUUAAAUUUGCUAUUUUAUGGCUUUGUUUGCCAAA
Spodoptera frugiperda (fall armyworm) is the source of this 4029-nucleotide messenger RNA. RefSeq lists its product as uncharacterized. The transcript is spliced from 5 exons. The record is from RefSeq and is a predicted model, not a curated record. The coding region runs from base 225 to 740 and encodes 171 amino acids. NCBI's taxonomy places the organism in Eukaryota, Metazoa, Arthropoda, Insecta, Lepidoptera, Noctuidae.